AAAUUUUUUUUAUAACGUCUGUUUUCGAAAAAAAAAAGAGAGAAACAAAAAUUUGGCGUCGCAACCUACUUCGAUAUCGAAUAUCAGCCGCGCGAGUCGCGCAUUCUUUGGAAACAAAAAAUUUGUUUGCUCAUUAUUUUAAUAACGAUUUCGAUCGAUUGAAUCGCGAGAUCUCUCGCGCGCGCGGGGAACUCCGGGAACACGCAAAUUUGAUCAAUAAGCUGUAGCUUUCGAAACAUCGAGUUCUUUUUUAUCGUUGAAGUAAAAAAAGUGCCGAAUCCGCGCGAUCCACAUGCAGGGCUUGCAAAACCGCCCACGAAAACGUAAGCGCGUGUGUGAGCGAGUCUGUGUUGUGAUCUCUCUCGUCUCAUAAUACGCGCGAGAGAGCGCGAAAUGUGCCGUCGUCGUGCUGCGAAGGAUCAACAAGUAUAAUAGUCAGUCUACUGUAAGCAUAUAUAGCAUUAGAGAGAGGCGUGCGGCGGUGUAUGUGCGUUGUGCUCGCGGGUGCAGUAGUGUUUUUUGGCAUUAAUUAAAAGCUCGAUUCGCGUUUUACGAGUUUGUGUGCUGUGCGACUUUAUUAUUAGAAUCUCGCGGUUGCAACUCGAGAGAGCAAGAGAAUCGCGAUAAUACAUAAUGUACUGCUCGAGGAGAUAGCCCCCACAUUUCGUCGAAGAAAAAAUUGCAAAGAAAACAUAAAUUUUUAAUGAUUAUCGCUCUUUGUUAUGGCUUUUAGCUUUCUCAUAAGGAAAAAGUCGACGAAAUCGUUCCCCGUCAAAGUCAUCACUCUAGAUGCUGAAUUGGAAUUCAAUUUGGAGUGGCGGGCUACGGGACGAGAUCUGUUUGACUUGGUUUGUCGGACUAUCGGUCUCCGGGAAACAUGGUAUUUCGGCCUUCAGUACCAAGAUUCCAAAGGCUUCAUGUCAUGGCUAAAGUUAGACAAGAAAGUUCACGAUCAAGGAAUUCCUCAACAGAUUCCCACAACCUUCAACUUUCUUGUCAAGUUUUAUCCAGAAGAUGUAUCGGAGGAACUGGUGCAAGAAGUUACCCAGCAUCUUUUCUACCUCCAGGUUAAACAAGCCAUUUUACGAAUGGAUAUUUACUGUCCACCUGAAGCAUCUGUACUACUAGCAUCUUACGCUGUGCAGGCAAAGUAUGGUGACUACGAUGAAACCUCGUAUCAACCUGGUUUGCUCGCAAGCGAAGAUCUGUUGCCCCAAAGAGUCAUUGACCAAUACCAAAUGACUCCUGAAAUGUGGGAAGAUCGAAUUAAGAUCUGGUAUGCAGAUCAUAAGACAAUGUCCAGGGAUGAAGCAGAGAUGGAAUAUUUGAAAGUUGCACAAGACUUAGAUAUGUAUGGUGUUAAUUAUUUUGAUAUAAGUAAUAAAAAAGAAACUAAUCUUUGGCUGGGCGUGACAGCUUUGGGUUUAAAUAUCUAUGAAAAGGAAAAUAAAUUGGCACCAAAGACAACUUUUGCUUGGUCAGAGAUUAGGCAUAUAAGUUUUGAUGAUAAAAAAUUUAUCAUUAAACCAGUUGACAAAACGUCGCCAAAUUUUGUCUUCUUUUCACAGAAAGUGCGAAUGAAUAAACUGAUAUUAGAUCUGUGCAUUGGAAAUCAUGAUUUAUUCAUGCGAAGAAGGAAACCUGAUUCCAUGGAAGUGCAACAAAUGAAGGCACAAGCCAAAGAAGAAAGAUCAAGGCGUCAAAUAGAACGUAAUAAAUUGGCCAGAGAAAAACAGUUGAGAGAAGCUGCUGAGAGAGAAAAAGCCGCUAUGGAGCAAAGAUUAAUGCAGUACCAAGAAGAAAUUCGGCUUGCAAACGAGGCUCUUAGACGAUCUGAAGAAACGGCAGAUUUACUUGCUGAAAAAAGCCGAGUCGCAGAGGAAGAAGCUAUGCUUUUAAGUCAAAAAGCUAAUGAAGCUGAGCAGGAAAUUACGAGGAUAAGAUUGAACAAUAUGAAAACGGAAGAAGAAAAAGUUCACUUAGAACAAAAAACGAGAGAUGCUGUACGUCUUACGGAGAUGUUGGUGCAAGAAUCGGAAAAGAGAGCGAUAGAAGAAAAAAAAUUGAAGGAUGAACUUCUUAAAGCGCGAGUUGCUGAGAAGGAGGCUAAGGAAAAGCUGUUGGAAUUUUUAAGUAGAAACGCAUAUACUACGACAAUCACGCCGGUUCCAAAUCUUUUCCCUUCGACCCAAGUUCUUCCAUCCGACUUACAAGCCGAUUUACAAACGUUACAAUUGGACUCGGAGCAACUAUCUCCAGACGUAAAUUGUUAUGAUCUCAUUGCCGACGGGGAUGUUGAUCAGCUCUCAUUAGAAAUAGAAAAAGAACGUGUAGAUUAUUAUGAAAAAAGCAAACACUUGCAGGAACAGUUACGAGAUUUGAGAUCGGAAAUAGAGGUGCUUAAAGUUGGUGAAAAACAAUGUGAAUUGGAUCAACUGCAUGAGGAACAAGUUCGAUUAGGAGAAAAUAAGUAUAGUACUUUGAAGAAAGUAAAAUCGGGUUCUACAAAAGCUAGAGUAGCCUUUUUUGAAGAAUUGUAA
Messenger RNA from Trichogramma pretiosum, 2540 nucleotides. RefSeq names its product merlin (gene Mer). The coding region runs from base 723 to 2540 and encodes 605 amino acids. The record is from RefSeq and is a predicted model, not a curated record. The transcript has 10 exons. Gene Ontology annotation, biological process: positive regulation of protein localization to early endosome; regulation of gliogenesis; regulation of cell shape. Gene Ontology annotation, cellular component: apical part of cell; cytoskeleton; adherens junction. Gene Ontology annotation, molecular function: actin binding; cell adhesion molecule binding. Lineage: Eukaryota; Metazoa; Arthropoda; Insecta; Hymenoptera; Trichogrammatidae.